GACUUUCCAGGCGCUCCAGGCUGCGCGGAGGCCGCGCCGCACUCGUUCACCAGCGGCCAUGGAGGUUACGUCGAGCAUCUCGCUCCUGCUCGGGCUGGCAGCCGUCUGUUUGUCGCAGAAAUACUCCAACCUCAAUUACAACAGCAACAAUCGAAACACAGCAUGCAAGACGCCGAAGAAGAUGGAUGGCGUCUGCAUUGCAAUCGAGAAUUGCCCUGCACUGUUCUCGCUGCUGAACCAGAACCCCAGGAACGAAGCCAUAAAGUACCUGAGGGAGUCAAAUUGUGGCUUCCAAGGCCGCUCGCCAAAGGUGUGCUGCCCUGAGCGCUCGGAUGUUAACAGCGGCGAUGGCACCGAUUUCAACCAGCAGCCUGCAGUGACAUCGACGACGUCUUCGAGCAAGCCAAACCAGGGCUCGGCUAGCAUAAACAACCAUCCGGCCCUCAGGCUGCUGCCGUCACCCAGCGAAUGUGGCAAGUCCUAUGGCGUGAGGAUCUUUGGUGGCGAGGUCACCGAUCUGGGGGAGUACCCUUGGAACGUCUUGCUGCUCUACCGGAAUCUCCAGAAUGGCAGGACGACAUCUUUGUGUGGAGGAGCGCUGAUCAACAAGCGUUAUGUGGUCACUGCGGCUCACUGCAUUUAUGGAGACCCAAGGAAGUACAAGCUGUCGGCGGUGGUGGUGGGCGAGUAUAACACGUCGACGGACCCGGACUGCAAGCAGGACGAGUUCGGCGGCGAGUCCGAGUGCGCGGCGCCUGUGCAGCGCGUGGCGGUCGAGCAGGCCGUCAUGCAUCCUGACUACAAGCCCACCAGCACGGACCAGUUCCACGACAUCGGCGUCAUCCGGCUGGUGAAGGACGUCGCCUUCCAAGGUUACCUGACGAACCCAAUUUGCUUCCCUCGAGAUGAAAUUCUUACUAAGUCCUAUGUUGGUCAGAAGACUGUGGUUGCUGGCUGGGGGAAAACGGAAAACAGCUCGGGCAGCACCGUCAAGCUGGACGUGAAGGUGCCCGUGGUGGCGACGGACGCGUGCGCGCGCGUCUACCAGCAGCAGCGGCGCGCCGUGGGCGACGGCCAGAUCUGCGCCGGCGGCGAGACGGGCAAGGACUCGUGCCGCGGCGACAGCGGCGCGCCGCUCAUGGUCGCCGACCAGCUGCAGCGGCACGCCAACUCCGACGGCCGCUUCUACCUGCUGGGCGUCGUGUCGUACGGGCCUGACCCGUGCGGCCGCGACGGCUGGCCGGGCGUCUACACGCUCGUGCCCAAGUACGCGGCGUGGAUCCUCGACCAGAUCCGGGAGUGAGGCGGUGGCUCUCCGCCCACAUGUGCUUACUCGCCCGCAAAUACGUCAUGGCGGACUUCCUUUUUAAACUGUUUGAUAUGCACGCAGGCUAAGGUGGCGGGACCUCCGAGGUUUCGGUGUGCUGCGAACCACUUGCAUACCAACUCACUGCUCAUGUCAGAAUAUUGGGAUUGAACCCACAACCCCUUCCGUCUGAUUACGGUCACGAGGUCCCUGCGACGGACGUAGUUGGCAUAUUGUGGAGGUUAUAACAACUGGCAUCACUUUCUAGGCCCCAGUUACAAAGCGGUGAGGCGUUUUAGAAAUCGUCAUUAAGGUCGCCAAAAUACGUGCCGCAUCAUAAUACAUCUUUACAUAUAGCGCAGGUCUGUUGAAGUGCCAUUUGUAAUGUUUGGCUCAUGAGUGUUUCAGUUUUAUUGGGAAUUCGUAACUCAAUUAUGCAGUCAUGUGUGGAAGUCAAUGAUUGGCGGCACGAAAAGGACUGGUUUGCGGCCUGUCUCUUAACUAUUGAAAUGCAUAUAAAACACACUUUUUAUGUUCAUCUCAAUAUAGUUCAAAAAGUACUUUCAAACUGCCAUGGAAUAAAGGCGAAUAAUUUACCUUUUUUUCCACGAUAUUAUUACCUUUAUUUCAUUAUUUGUUUAGUUGAAGAAUUCAGAGUAGAAGCACCAAAUAUUAUUCCAAUGGUUUAAAUGUGUUUUAAAAGUUUUGUGCUAAAAAAUUUACUAAGCCUGCUUGCGGAUCAUGCUGGCCCGCAUAAAAUAUAGUAUUUCUAAAAAUAUCCCACGUCCGUUUUAAGUUUUACACCUCUGGCUUAUCUCAUAUUUGGUAUAUUAUACCAGCUUCUUACAGCGGCGUAUAGUUUGAGAUUACCAAUACUUAAACUAGUUAUGGUAUACAAUGAUUUAGUUCUACGCAGGUGACCAUUACAUGCUUAUUAUUUGACAAUAGAACUCUCAGAACCUUUUACAUUUUUACAAAUAGUACUCAAACAUACAAGCAUUUUUUGAAUUUAUUUUUGAAAAUAAAAUUGUAUUUUCAAGCAUUACUCAUUUUAAUAGGCAGGUCUUCGAAUAUAUCUUACUGCUUUGAAACUUGGACUUUAAAAGUGGCUCGUCUCACUUGCCGAGUUGGUUAUUAAUUUUUAUUUUUCAUUACUGUAAAUUAAGGGAUUUUCCUGUGUAAUUUUUUUCUGAUAUCACAUUUGCGUUUGUUGUUUGACCACGAAUGGUUUUAUCACAUAUUUAGUAAAUAUAAUUUUUGAGUUGUAGAAUGUCACGCAAGUGAUCAUAAUUAUUAUGAAAACGUAUCUGCCAUUUCACUGCAAUUAGGUAAUAUGUAUUUAGGAAAUAUCUGUUGAGAACAUUUGAGACGAAACAUAAAAUGCAAGAAAGCUAUCGUGAUGAAUUAAAAAAGCUCUUAAAUAUUAUCAAUAACAAGAAAAUGGAAUAACCAAAAUGGCUUGUGGGAUAUAGCCUUAACGAUGUGCCAACUGCAGCCGCCAUGAAGCAUUUUAGACGGUUCUUUUGACAAACAACCAGUUCAAUGUUAGGGUAUCAUAACCGUUUUGCUGCGCAGCUUGCGCGUGCGGUCUACAUCAUCAGUAUUCUAUGGAACAAUCCAGUGAUCUGCUUUAUACUUUGCCAUUUGCUCAUUAGCUCCUACCCGCAUGCGAAUAAUUGGAUGGUCUCCGGGUAAAAUGUUACAAGCUACAUCUUAGGCAUUUCAUUUUAUUGUAUUAAAAAAAUCACAUAUUUAGUAAGAUUCUUAACUUGGUUUAAAUGAAUUGUGUCAGUGUCAGAGUAAAAACUAUGCUAUUGUGUUACAAAAUUCACCAGUAAACAAAAAUACAUUUCACGCCAAGAUUGUCCAAUUGGAUCUUGUCCGAGAAAAUAUGCCAUGCUUACUGCAAGAGACAAUGUGUGAAUCCCAGUGCUUGGUAUAACUCAACAUUUCAAAAGCACUGCAUCGUUACCACUUUAAUCGGGUUUGUCCCAUCACCCUGAACCAGAGCUGCAUACAGUCGUUAGUUACAACACUGCCUUUGCUUAAGUUCUGAGAAAACAGUUUAAGAUUAAACAGCUUGUUUUUAUAAUUUUACCUAGAUGUGCCGCAAGUGGCUAUGCAAAUAGAAUGAUUUACAAAAUACCAGUAAACAUUAUUUAUUAUUUAAUAAAAACAAAGUUAUUUUAGACAUGGUCAUGCUUCUUAGGCAAACCCAAAUCAUUUUAAAUUUUCGGGGUGGUCAAUUUUCACGAAAUAUUUUUAUUCUAAAAAUGUAUCUUUUAUUUUUUUAACCACUUCAAUAAAAAAUCUAAAUCACGCUUUUAAAACAUCUUAUGUUAUAAUUUUGAUUAUUGAAAAUGUUUAAAUUCGCGUAUUAAUGGUUUCCUUAAUAAGAUAUGAGACGUAUUAUGACAUGUUAAAUGUAUUAGGGGGGGGGGUAUUGUGACCAUAUUCAACAACAUCGUGAAAUUAUCAAUCUGCUUAUUACUUACAGAGUAGCAAAAAUAAAACUGAGUCAAAAAUGUACAUAACAUUUUAAAAUCAUCUACAUUUUUAUGCUUACCUUAAACCCAGAUUUUGUAUCUGGUAUUAAUAAAAUGAUAUUAGAACUUUUUUUUUCAGAAUAUGAUUUUUAAUAAUAUUGCUAUAUAAUAUGAUUGACAUUUCAGUAGCCUACAUGUAUUAAAUUUCAAUGUUGUCAUACACUACCACAAAAAUUACACACACACACCUUUAGAUUUAAUAAUGGCCAUGUUUAGAUACUUGACGAAGGAACUGAGACUCAAAAUAAACUCGUUAAUUUGCAUAAGCCAGGAGGUAUUGAAGAAGCUGAGAGUUAAGCAUCUUAUAAGUGUUUAUGCAUCGUGACAUAUGGGCCUAAGAUGGUUUAUAUUUGAGUUAAUCGAAAGUUAUAACUUACUUUAUGCUCCAAAUAGCACCCAGUUAAGUAACAGUAAUAAUUAUACAAUGUUCAUGAUUGAUUUAAUGGUGAUUUAUUCCAGAAAAAUAAAACAGGCAACAACUGCCAUGAUUAUAUUUUACCAGCGGAGUUUUGUAUGUGUGUAUCGUCUAUAUUAUGAAAUUUAUAAUGGUUGAAAAUAGCUUAAAAUUAAGUGACUUUUAGUUGUAGCAUUAUUAUUUGUUUUGACAUGGGUUCUGUUUUUAAAAUAUGGUUAUGAUCAAACCACAUAAAAUUUUAUAUUGCAAUCUAAAACCAUUAAUGAAUUGCGAAUCAGAAACACUGCUUAUUUUGGCAGUUAUUUUGGCCAAUAAUAAACACACAAUGGUCAAUAUUACACAGAAAAUAUGCAUUCAUUGUCCUGCUUUGUCAUUUAUUUACAAAAUUAAAUGUUUUCUGUUCACUUUCACAUCACUACACAUAAUGAAGGAAGAAAGUGUGUUUUGGGUACUUCCCAAGUAAAGAAAAGUCGCACACCUACGUCGUAAUUACUAACCUUAAAUUAGUUGAAUUGUGCGCAAAUUGGCAAAUAUUCAUUUUAACAAGGAAAAUUAUUAUUACUGGCAAUUUUGGCAGAUAUUCAUUGGUGAAACUAUUGAACUCACUAGCUAAAUAACUUUAUUUCCAAAAUGAAUAAAAUAUUUAAUUUUUUAAGCACCAUACCAGAAUUUAUUUUCAUGUAUUUGAAGAAGUGCUUUUAGUAGAGUAAAUGCUUUUGCCGUAGCAAGGAAUUGUUUGUGCAGUAUCUCUCUUAUAAACUCAUAGAAAUCGUUUCAAACAAUUGUGCUCCUAAAAUAACAUUAACACUGUUUUAUGUUUGGCUGUAUGUGCCACUCUUUUAUAUGAAGUACUUGAGUUCGUGAUAAAGGUACCAUAUAAUUAUUGAUGCUACAAUAAUCAUACAUGUAUACAUGCUUCACAAGUCUCUGCCCACACUUUGUGAGCCACCACACAUAGGCUAAGAACUCACUUCAUGGACUCUACAUAAGUAGUUGCCCACACUCAUAACCAAAUAUAGCCUAUAACACAAACAAAAAUCCAUAACUGCUUGAAGUAUGUAUAACAUGCCUCCCGAUGCAUGCACAGAUGUUUUUAUCUCUAUAGUCACAAAAUAAACACAAAUUAUUGUAAUAUGUAUUCCACAACUCAUUGAUAUCCUCUAAAAAGUUUUAGUUAUUAAAUUUGGAAAUUAAUAAUUGGCUUUCAUUAUAAUUGAUUCUAAAAUACAUAAGUGCUAGUAUUUAAAAAUUGCUGUUAAGUUUAGAUAUUAAUUAUUCAGACACUCAAAACAUGUAUUUUUUGUAAAUAUAGUUUUUUGCUUUGUAUUCAGCAAUGUAGUCAAUAUGUGCUACAGAAAUUACUUUAUUUCUGUAAUAUCAUUGCUUUAAUAAACUACAAAAUUACAAAAUUUUUAUUUUUAAAAAUUGCAUUAAUAAAUUAUUUUAAACAAA
This is a messenger RNA of Bacillus rossius redtenbacheri, 5719 nucleotides long. Its product is annotated as serine protease easter. The transcript is spliced from 6 exons. The record is from RefSeq and is a predicted model, not a curated record. NCBI's taxonomy places the organism in Eukaryota, Metazoa, Arthropoda, Insecta, Phasmatodea, Bacillidae. The coding region runs from base 59 to 1303 and encodes 414 amino acids. Gene Ontology annotation, biological process: proteolysis. Gene Ontology annotation, molecular function: serine-type endopeptidase activity.